AUGGUCGACCUUGGAGAAGAUAGCGGAUCCGCUCGGAAGACAAAGGACGACCGGUAUUUCAGCAUGUUGCAAGAUGGCUGGAUUCCAGAGGAUGGCAUUGAAUUGUUUCAGCAAUUCUUGGUCCACCUGACCGCCAGAUGGUCAGAGUUGUGCAGUCAAUUUGAGGACUAUCUAUCUCGCCUUCGAUUGAACCAGCUAGAGUCUAAGGGGGAAAGCCCAGAAACUAUAUCCCACUUCGCGGAGAACGCUCUGCACAUCGCCAAGCUCCGCCGCUUUUUUCAAGGCCAAGUUCGCGGCGCGAGGGAGUUUAGUAUAGACCUAGGUUGCCGGUAUGGCGCAGGCAAGGAAAGAAGAACACUUGAAGAAAUACAUAGAUUUGCAGACGUGGACCGACAGCUGCAGAGCUUGGGUCAAAGAAUCAGGGAUCUGCUGCAACUAGAAUUUGCCUGGGUUUCAAUCAAUGAGGCUCACAAGUCGACCAGCCUAGCAACCAGCAUGAAACGACUUAGCUGGAUUACGUUCAUCUUCCUGCCAGCCAUGUUUGCCGCGAGCCUUUUUGGUAUGAACGUGGAUAUACUGGAGAAUAAUCCUGAUUGGCGAUGGUUGAGGGAUGGGUUGAAGCGCAUGUGGGACGGCGGAUUCAAACGUUGGCUGGGGAAACAAAACACGCAGGGAGAAUAA
Molecule: messenger RNA, 681 nt
Organism: Fusarium redolens
Lineage: Eukaryota; Fungi; Ascomycota; Sordariomycetes; Hypocreales; Nectriaceae
Exons: 6
Coding region: 1-681 (226 amino acids)
Biological process (GO): transmembrane transport; metal ion transport
Cellular component (GO): membrane
Molecular function (GO): metal ion transmembrane transporter activity
Source: RefSeq, a predicted model, not a curated record